GAUAUUUUGUUAUGCUGAAGAUCACUAUGGAGGAUUCCCUCGUGGAUGUAUCGAGGCUGAUUUCGUUUCCAUUGCUUACGUAUGCACGAGAAGAAUGUGAAGAAUCCUGUGCGCGAUAUGCGAUGGAGGAUGCUUUUACCAUGCAGGAUUUGCUGCCGCAUUGAUAUUGAUACUUUUGGUACGCACGAGCUGGGGAGAUACGAGUCGAUACGGACGGAGUACAUACGUGCAACUUGGCCCAUCAACCGCAAGACGAGCGUCCUUAUCGGAUCUCGUUAUCACGAAUGUUCGGAGUUGAGGUGCAUGGCCGCCCCGCCCGCGUUGCCGUGGAAGGUGCAGGAGACAAGUCGAUGGUGCGUGCACGUGACUAAGGAGACGGAUGGGCUGUGGUCGAGAGGAGCAAUGUUACAUUGGAAGUCGCCCCCUUACAAACACUGCCCACUGCCCUCGCAGGUUGUAAGCAGGUGAUAAGGCAUAGUGUUGAGAGGGAGAGAGGGAGGGAGAGAGGGAGCGAGAGAGAGAGAGAGAGUCUGAGGGACGUCUGUUUAAUUUAGAUAUCGUUGCAGCCUCUCAUUGCGAAGAGUGCGAGUAGUGGCACAUACACCGAUCCCAAAGCAAAAAGAGAAAAGUAGAAGAAGCCGUACUCUAUUCUUCCAUAUUGAUUGAUAUUGGCUCUGCCACUCGUGCUACAACACAACCACAACCACAACCACAACCACAACCACAUCGCCACGACGAGAUUCUGUCAACGUUUCACUCGUUCCAUAUCACUCCCUCCCUCGCUCCCUCGCUCCCUCGCCUCGUAUCAAUUCACGCGUAUUGCCUGGAAUCAGCAAUCUCUUUUGGCGGGGCAAUCGCCUGUGAGGACUUGUUUGAAGCUAAAUCCUGACCGCAACGCACUGAACAAACACUUACUGUGUCAAUCCCUCGAAGAAAUCCCGAUAUUUAUUACUCUGCUCCUCAUCCAUUACCAUACCCAUCUACCAUCUACCAUCUGCCAUCCACCAUCCACCAUCUACCAUCCACCACCCAACAUCAAUUACAACCAUACUCAUUACCUCGAAUCCUACAACGUAUCCUUCUUCCCCCGUCCCCCUCUCCUACCGAUACAAUUUUGUUCCCCAUCCCCAAGAUGUCGUCUUGGAAUAUCACCAAGAAGCUCAAAGAGACGCAUCUUGGUCCCCUAACGUCUACCUUCUCUCGAACCCCAUCUUCACAAACUCUUCGGGAAUCAUCCAAAGAUGAGAAAUCUGGCACCUCCAGUCCGGCACCAUCUAUCAACGAUAAUGGAAUAGCUGCCUCGGAAGCCAUAGCCACUCAACCACAAUCCGCUCCUCGACCGGGCAUUCUCAUCGUUACUCUGCACGAAGGAAAUGGAUUCUCUCUCCCAGAUCAAUAUAAACAAGUAUUCAGCAACCAUACACAGAAUUCAUUAUCUGCGGGAAAUGGCUUUGGAGUGGCAGGUUCAGUCCGUUCGGGGGCUUCAAACCAAGUCGCGGGAUCUUACUCGAAUAUGAGACCACAAACAUCGGGCGGUGGAAUUCAAGUUCCUACUAACCAUGGUCGUAUUUCCUCCAAAUACCUUCCAUAUGCCUUGUUAGAUUUCGAUAAGAUGCAAGUUUUUGUCAAUUCAGUUGCAGGGUCCCCUGAAAACCCCUUAUGGGCUGGAGAUAAUACUCAGUAUAAGUUUGAUGUUUCAAGAGUUACUGAAUUAGCAGUUCAUUUAUACCUUCGAAACCCAAAUGCGCCUCCGGGAUCCGGUCGAAGUCAAGAUAUUUUCCUUGGUGUUACGCGCAUCAAUCCUCGAUUCGAAGAAAAGCAUAAAUACGUCGAAGAUCCUAAGCUGGGGAAAAAGGACAAGGAAAAGGCCGCUGCAGAAUUCCAAAGAAGAGAGAGCACAUUGGGACAAAGUGGACCGGAGUGGUUAGACGUUCAAUAUGGCACUGGAAAGAUUCGCAUUGGAGUUGAAUACGUUGAGAAUAGAACAAGAGCAUUGAAGAUUGAAGAUUUCGACCUGUUGAAAGUGGUUGGAAAAGGAAGUUUUGGAAAGGUCAUGCAAGUCAAGAAAAAAGAUACCCAACGAAUUUACGCCCUCAAGACCAUUCGAAAGGCUCAUAUUAUUUCACGAUCAGAAGUCGCACACACAUUGGCAGAAAGAUCGGUCCUUUCUCAAAUCAACAAUCCGUUCAUCGUUCCUCUCAAGUUUACUUUCCAAUCGCCGGAAAAGUUAUAUUUCGUCUUGGCAUUUGUUAACGGUGGUGAACUUUUCCAUCAUCUUCAAAAGGAGUCUCGCUUCGACAUCAAUCGUUCAAGAUUUUACACGGCCGAGCUACUUUGCGCUUUAGAAUGUUUACAUGGUUUCAACGUUAUUUAUCGUGACUUGAAGCCGGAGAACAUUCUUUUGGAUUACUCGGGUCACAUUGCACUUUGUGAUUUUGGCUUGUGUAAGCUUGAUAUGAAGGAUGAAGAUCGCACCAAUACCUUCUGUGGAACUCCCGAAUACUUGGCACCAGAAUUGCUGAUGGGACAAGGUUACACUAAGACGGUUGAUUGGUGGACCCUUGGUGUUUUGCUCUAUGAGAUGUUGACUGGUUUACCUCCUUUCUAUGAUGAGAAUACCAAUGAGAUGUAUCGCAAGAUUUUGAGCGAUCCAUUGAACUUCCCUGGCCCUGAGAUUGUUCCACCUGCUGCAAAGGAUCUUUUGCAGAAACUUCUCAACAGAAAACCAGAUCUCAGAUUGGGUGCAAAUGGUGCAUCGGAAAUUAAGGCCCAUCCUUUCUUCCACAGCAUUGAUUGGCGAAAGUUACUUCAAAGAAAGUAUGAGCCUACAUUCAAGCCUAACGUGACGGAUGCUCUUGACACUACCAACUUUGAUGUAGAAUUUACCUCUCAAGCACCAGCCGAUUCAUUGGUAGAAGGUGGACAAUUGUCAUCAACCAUGCAAGAACAGUUUACUGGAUGGUCUUACAACAGACCGGUUGCAGGGUUGGGAGAUGGAGGUGGAAGUAUCAAAGAUCCAAGUUUCGUAGGAAGUGUACAGGAUAGAUAGAUGGAUGAAAGGCACGGGAAAAAGGGAACUGGAAUUCUGGAAAUGACCAGUGGUAUGAUGGUAUGAUUUCAACUUUACUCGGGCGUCUUUUCUCUCCAGAUAGCAAUUCGCAUACAGAUUGAGGAUUGGAGUGGUUUCUCUUCAUGAAUAAAUUCUAAGAACAUUAUCAGAUAAGAUGAGAUGAGAAGUUAUAUGAAAAUGGAUAUUUGAUGUUAUUGUAUUCUUCUUUGGCACUGAGAGUAAUAUUGGGGAAUCGCAUGAGAGUAGAGUAGAGUAGAGUAAAGUAGAGUAAAGGCGUUAUGAAAUGAAUAGGUAGGUAGAUAAGUUUGAUAGAGAGCAAGGAGGGGAGGAAGAGAAGGGAUUUUGAAAUUUCUUGCUAUGGGAAAAUCGAAGUAUUUGUUUUCUUCCUUUUCUUUUGGGCGUAUGUCGAGUUGAGUUGAAUUGAGUCGAAUCAAUAAAGAGAUUUUUAAAUUAAAUUUGGAUUUUUUUGAAUGAGGGGUUUGAGAUUGAGAUUUGGGAUUUGGGUUUUGGGAUUGUGAGGGUGAUGAGGUGAUUGAGGAUGUGAAAUUGGGGAUGUGAUGUUAUGUAUUGAUAUAUGAGUAGGUGAUUGGGUGAGUAGGUGAUUGUGAAUACUUUUUUAUAGAUAUUUUUUUUAUAGAUAGAUAGAUAGAUAGAUAGAUGAGUAGGUAGGUAGGUAGACAGGUAGGGCUUUAUAUAAAGGAUUACAAUCUAUAUGCUAAA
Messenger RNA from Botrytis cinerea B05.10, 3790 nucleotides. RefSeq lists its product as hypothetical. The transcript is spliced from 4 exons. NCBI's taxonomy places the organism in Eukaryota, Fungi, Ascomycota, Leotiomycetes, Helotiales, Sclerotiniaceae. Gene Ontology annotation, molecular function: ATP binding; protein serine/threonine kinase activity. The record is from RefSeq and is a predicted model, not a curated record. Gene Ontology annotation, biological process: protein phosphorylation. Bases 1133 to 3049 code for a protein of 638 amino acids.